Messenger RNA from Rhododendron vialii, 1127 nucleotides. RefSeq names its product multiple organellar RNA editing factor 3, mitochondrial-like. The record is from RefSeq and is a predicted model, not a curated record. Gene Ontology annotation, cellular component: mitochondrion. The coding region runs from base 95 to 877 and encodes 260 amino acids. Lineage: Eukaryota; Viridiplantae; Streptophyta; Magnoliopsida; Ericales; Ericaceae. Gene Ontology annotation, biological process: mitochondrial mRNA modification; cytidine to uridine editing. The transcript is spliced from 4 exons.
CCUUUUCAUUUUCCCUUUCUAUACAUCAGCUCUCUCAGCUCAUCAUCACUCUCUCUCUCUCUCUCUCUCUCUUCUCUCUAGACCUCCUCCAUCCAUGGCGUCGACCUUCACCACCCGGCGCAUUCUAUCAUCCUCCCUCCUCUCCCGCUCUCUCUCCUCCCCUCUCCGUUCUCGCUUCGCGCUCGGAAUCCUCGACAAAGUCCCCCGACUCGUUCCCGACUCGGUGGCGACGAUCCCGGCUCGGUGGAAGACGUCCGGGUCGGGUUACUCCCCCCUCAACGACCCGUCUCCAAACUGGAGCAACCGGCCUCCGAAGGAGACGAUACUCCUCGACGGGUGCGACUACGAGCACUGGCUCAUAGUCAUGGAGUUCCCGACCGACCGUAGACCCUCCGAGGAUGAAAUGAUCGGAUCCUAUGUCAAAACCCUAGCCCAAGUCGUCGGAAGUGAAGAAGAGGCAAAGAAGAAGAUAUAUUCUGUCUGUACAACGACGUAUACUGGGUUCGGUGCUUUGAUCUCUGAAGAGCUAUCCUACAAAGUUAAAGGCCUUCCUGGUGUUUUGUGGGUGCUGCCUGAUUCAUAUCUUGAUGUUCCGAACAAAGAUUAUGGAGGUGAUUUGUUUAUUGAUGGAAAAGUCGUUCAUAGGCCACAGUUUUGGUACAAUGAGAGGCAACAAACCAAGAAUAGGCCUCGCCCGCGGUACGAUAGGCGUACAAAGACGAUGCAGACUCAAAGGAGAGAGCCAUUCCAACAGACCUGGGGCCAAAAUCUGAGUGAAUCCACGCAGCAAACAGUAUCUGCGGAAGGCCAGAAUAUGCCUCAGAGUGGUGGACCCUCAACGAAUCAGGGGGGACUCUCAGACAGAAGUGCCUAUUAGUCAGUAGUUAAGCAGUCAGCUACCGGAACUCAAGCUUAACCAAAUCCUGUCAAGGUUUGGUGUUCUUGUUUCUUAAAUGACUGGACGUUCAUGGAGAAAUCAUAUGUGAAUAUUUUCUUGGUACGUACUUCUGAAGAAGUUGUAUAAGUUUAGAAAUGAGGUUCUUCUUUGGAUGGUUUUCUGUCAGCUAAUUGUGCUUUGUUUUAUGGAUGAUGUUUAUCUUAAGUACCUAUACCGUUAAAGUUUUGCA